CACAUUGUUACCUCCCUUGGCUGCUACAUGCGCCUGUGAGAGGAGCGUACAGUGUGUCAGGGGGCUGGUUCACGAAACCCUGGGUUUGGGUGACCUCGUACUUCAAAACGAGCACACCCGACGGGAUGUGACUAGACUUCCGGAGCCACGACGACAGGGCAGAGUGGCAGUUGGUUUGGCCAUAGCGCGGUCUGUCUCCAAGCCGGGCGGGAUAUCCGGAGUACUAAGCUAGCUAAUAACAUGGCGAAGACUUACGAUUACUUGUUUAAACUACUUUUAAUUGGCGACUCGGGCGUCGGGAAGACAUGCGUGCUAUUCAGAUUUUCAGAAGAUGCCUUCAACUCAACGUUUAUCUCUACUAUAGGUAUUGACUUCAAGAUCCGAACAAUAGAAUUAGAUGGAAAGAAGAUCAAGCUACAGAUUUGGGAUACAGCAGGACAGGAAAGGUUCAGGACCAUCACAACAGCCUACUACAGAGGGGCUAUGGGCAUCAUGUUAGUAUAUGACAUUACCAACGAGAAGUCCUUUGAUAACAUCAAGAACUGGAUACGAAAUAUAGAAGAGCAUGCCUCAGCAGAUGUGGAAAGGAUGGUUCUUGGGAACAAGUGUGAUGUCAAUGACAAGCGACAGGUGUCCAAAGAAAGAGGAGAAAAGCUGGCGCUUGAGUAUGGUAUCAAGUUCAUGGAGACCAGUGCAAAGGCAAACAUCAAUGUGGAUAAUGCCUUCCUAACACUUGCUAGAGACAUCAAAGCAAAAAUGGACAAGAAACUGGAGGGCAACAACCCCCAGGGCAGCAGUCAAGGAGUGAAGAUCACAGAACAGCCCAAGAAGAGCAGUUUCUUUCGCUGCACGCUUCUGUGAGGAGACGGAUCGUUGGCAUCCACCAUCGCCUUAACUGUGUCUCCAACUGGACAGAACUGGACAGAGCACACUCUGAUCUCCCUCUCCUGCUUCUCUUCCCCCUUAAUGUUCUGAUUUGCUUUGCUUGACACCUGUGGACCUAACUACUGUGGCCUCUGUUACAUUGUUUUACAGCUACUCCCUAAAUCAAUGUUUUCAACGUAUAUCCCUCAAUUUUAUUGACUUUUAAAAUCUACCAUCUUAUGAGAUGCUAAGGCAAUUUAAAUUGAAUCCACAAUCUUCCAUACCGUGGAUCUUUGUAUUUCAUUACCUACAGGUUGUUGUUAUUAUAAUGUGUGAUGCUUUCAUGGGCUUCUUCACCUCUUGUCACACGGAGGUGUUCAGUUAAUUUCAGUCCUUUCAGUCCUUACAACCUAAACUAUACUACCUGAAUAGUGUGACCAGUCCCAUGAGCUUCCUUUUUGGAUUUAUUCAGUCUGACAAUAGAAUUGAGUCUGUCUCCUAGGUGGCGAGGGUACAAUCUCAGCUCAGUGCUGUUUACUGAGCAAUUACAGUACGUGUGUGUACUGACUAGGUGGCUUAAUUUUCUAUAUAUCCACGAUUCCUAAAAGUAACAUGUAAAUAUGUCAUUGCGAUUUACAAUAUGAAACAGCAGUGCCAGUACUUCACCAAUCAACAUCAGCGUUUCCUACCUUUUCUACUCAUGCCUACCGGUUUCUUAGACUGAGACAUUCCAUUUAUUUCUCUUCUCAACACUUUGAUGUGCAAUGUAGUAUUUACAGAGUUAUUAGUGUUCACUUUGUUGCAGUUACGCUGAGUUCUUAAAGUAUGCUUGUGUAAAGGGCAAACAGGUUCCAUUUUGAAGUGGCUGCCGUCAUUGUUUUGGGUAUUGGUGGGUGUAUUGUUAGGAAAAAAACGAAAGCUGGUCGAGCAGUACCAAACUCCAACACCUGGAGGCAAUGCAGUUACACAGCGGUUGGCCCAGAAGGAUUUACAUCAGUGAUUAAAUGUAUUUUUCAUGCAUUUGUACUUUCUGUUGUUGGUUCCAUUGGGGGAACGCAUACACACUUGUUGUGUGGGCCUUGGAUAGGGGCUGUUCUCUAGCAGUAUUUAUGGAGUUCAACAAACCACAGCACCACUUGUGCCCUUUUUAUGUUCUUAUUGAUUAUGCACUUUUCCUUUUGUUCUGACUGUAAAAAAAGUUCUUAACAUUUGUUGACUGUUUGUUGCACGUCUAAACUGAAAGCAAAGCGUGUGCAUGCACAAUUCUCCACGUACCUCCUCUGGGCUUCCUUUAACAUGUGAGCACUGACGAGGCCUGUGAUUUAGAGAUGUUUCCCCAUUACAACGUUCUCCUUAGGUGAUGUUUCCCGUAGAUGCUUCUGGGAUCCACUCGACCACUAUCUAGCUCUUAUUCUCCACUCUCUCCCCCUUGUCCUCUGAACAAACAUCCAGCCUCUAAUCAUGGCCGUCUGAACUAUGCAUUCUGGGUGUGUAGGAAACCACGUUUGGCUUAACAAGCUUUAUUUGAGAUUAGAAAUGUGCAAAGGACCUUUUAUUUUAUUUUCUGCUGUCACUCCAAAUGAUCUGUUUUUACAUAGUUGAGCUGUCCAGGUGUAAGAAUAGGAAAUAAUCUGAAAGCUGCUACAAUGGGAGCAAGUUAUUUCUAGUGAUGUUAAAAUGAGAGCGCAUGACGGGUCUUAGGAUGUGUAUUUAAAUUGUCACCGCCACUGUAGAUGGAUUUAAACAUUACAGCUCUAUUUUGGCUCUCACGGAUGAAAGUGAAUUUUGGACUUAAAUCCGACUUAAAAUCAAUCUCUAAAAUGAUCCUGGGUUGUUUUUUCUCAUUUGUUUUUUCUCUAAUUAAACCUACCAUAUCUCUGAAUUUCAUAAAUAAAUUAAAUAUCCAACAACUGUAAAUAAGAUCUACUGUACAAUGAUUGUAUGGCAGUUUCAUAAAUCUGGUCUACACUUUGUUGUAGAUAUUGUACUUUGAUUUAUUAAAAAUGAAAUUUUUAAAGACAUGUUUUACUAAGUUAUAUUUCUGUUUGCACUGAGAGUCUGUUAGGGGGUAGUGCACUGCACAUUUUUAAAAAGCUUGAUCAAAUAAAAUGUAGAUUACAAAAAAGGAGCAUCACAUUACAACAUAAAAACUCCAGUUCAUAAACCUGAGAUUUGCUCUUUCGUACAAACAAGCUUCAAAUUUAGAGGCAGAAAUCUUGCACUUGUAUUUCUUGAAUUGAAUAAAGUUUUAUGUAUGUUUCA
Molecule: messenger RNA, 3126 nt
Organism: Betta splendens (Siamese fighting fish)
Lineage: Eukaryota; Metazoa; Chordata; Actinopteri; Anabantiformes; Osphronemidae
Product: ras-related protein Rab-8A
Exons: 8
Coding region: 241-861 (206 amino acids)
Biological process (GO): Golgi vesicle fusion to target membrane; cellular response to insulin stimulus; protein secretion
Cellular component (GO): dendritic spine; endosome; synaptic vesicle
Molecular function (GO): GTPase activity; GTP binding
Source: RefSeq, a predicted model, not a curated record